Molecule: messenger RNA, 967 nt
Organism: Lethenteron reissneri (Far Eastern brook lamprey)
Lineage: Eukaryota; Metazoa; Chordata; Hyperoartia; Petromyzontiformes; Petromyzontidae
Product: aspartate, glycine, lysine and serine-rich protein-like
Source: RefSeq, a predicted model, not a curated record
GUCACCGUGGUGACGAGAGGCGCUCUGACAAUCUCCACAACAACAACUACCACAACCACCACAGCAACAACUACGACUUGUAUAUCACUGCUGCUACUACCCUCUUGCAGGAUGGACGGUGCCGGACUGGGCUCCUGCGGCCACCGCCCUGCUGCGUCUAGCCGAGCCGCGGGCCUCACCGUGGCCAACUUUGCCGACUUCGGCGACUUUGUCCGCCUGAUGUUCGGCAACGUUGACGGCAUCGGCGAUUGCGACGGCGCCGACUGCAGCGACUCCGAGGGCGUCGCCUUCAGCGACAUCGUCGGCGACUUUGACGGCGUCACUUUCGGCGACAUCGACAGGAUUGGCGACGACGACUUCGACGAUGGUGGUGACAACGGUGGUGAGGGUGGUGACGGUGAUGAGUGCGGUGAUGGUGGUGGUGGCGGUGGUGGUGACGAUGGUGGUGGUGACGACGGUGGUGGUGGUGACGAUGGUGGUGGUGGUGACGAUGGUGGUGAUGGUGGUGGUGGCGGUGGUGCCGGAUUGAAGGAGGCCUCUGACAGCUCCAUCCCCACAAUGCCGGAGCCGACGCGCAAACGGCAACACCAGAGCUCCGUCUCUGGCAGCAGUAAGAGGACGAAGACACAGAACACGGUGCUGCCUGGCAACCGCAGCCUUUACGACUGGUGGUCCACGUGGCGACAGCGUCGACUGUGGUCCAUGAUACGUGUGUUCCUGCCGACAGCACGGUCACAGCCACGUAGCAGCGGUGGUCACCACCACAGCUACGAGGAUUUUCUGCUAGAAGAUCCCGUGUACCAGCUCAGUGUUGAGGAGACACGGAGACUCUCCACACACAGAUACUCGGCCUGCCCCGACCAGACGCCAACACAGUAAUCAUCACUCGCAUUGUCAUCACCAUCAUCAUCAUCGUCACACACACACACAUUCAGAUACUCACACACUCACCCUCAUACACAGUCAC